UUUUGGAGGCUUGCUUGCCAGUCACUGCGUGCUGACGCCAUGGCGCUGAGACUCCCGGGAAUGGGGUUGCUCUCCCGCUUUAGCCUUGGAGUCCUAGUCCUGGUUUUGGCUCUCCCUGCUGAUGCUGGGCUUUCCCAGAAACACGUUUCAGACGUUGUUGAUGACAGCAAAGAUAACAUCACCAUUUUCACCCGCAUCCUGGACAGGCUGUUGGAUGGAUAUGACAACCGCCUGAGACCUGGACUUGGAGACAGCGUAACUGAAGUGAAGACAGACAUUUACGUGACGAGUUUUGGCCCUGUCUCGGACACAGAUAUGGAAUACACUAUUGAUGUCUUUUUCCGACAAUCCUGGAGAGAUGAAAGGCUGAAGUUUGAUGGUCCCAUGAAAAUACUUCCCCUAAACAACCUGCUGGCCAGUAAGAUCUGGACUCCUGAUACCUUCUUCCACAAUGGGAAGAAAUCUGUCGCCCAUAACAUGACAACACCCAACAAGCUGCUGCGCCUGGUGGACAAUGGCACUCUCCUGUACACCAUGAGGCUAACGAUUCAUGCAGAGUGCCCCAUGCACCUGGAGGACUUCCCAAUGGAUGUGCACGCUUGCCCGCUGAAAUUUGGGAGCUAUGCCUACACAAAGACAGAGGUGAUCUACACCUGGACACUGGGGAAGGAUAAAUCAGUGGAAGUAGCGAAGGGUGGAUCUCGCCUGAACCAGUAUGACCUGCUGGGCCAUGUUGUUGGGACUGAGAUGGUUCGAUCCAGCACAGGGGAGUAUGUCGUCAUGACCACACACUUCCACCUCAAGAGGAAGAUUGGGUACUUUGUGAUCCAGACCUACCUACCCUGCAUCAUGACGGUCAUCCUGUCCCAGGUCUCCUUCUGGCUUAACAGGGAGUCUGUUCCUGCCCGAACGGUUUUUGGUGUCACCACUGUCCUCACCAUGACCACACUAAGCAUCAGCGCAAGAAACUCGUUACCUAAAGUGGCGUACGCGACGGCCAUGGACUGGUUCAUAGCCGUCUGUUACGCCUUUGUGUUUUCUGCGCUGAUCGAAUUUGCCACCGUCAACUACUUUACCAAGCGCAGCUGGGCUUGGGAUGGCAAGAAGGUGCUGGAGGCCCAAGAGAUGAAGAAAAAAGAGCCAGUGGCAUUAGCGAAGAAAACCAACAAUACCUACAACAUCGUUGGCACCACAUAUGCUCUCAACAUUGCCAAGGACCCCGGCCUGCCCACCAUCUCCAAGAGUGCUGCUGCCACUGCUACUGCCACCAACGUACCCCCCAAGAUGACCCGCAUAGAGGAGAAGCUCCCAGAUAGUAAGAAGACAUACAACAGUGUCAGCAAGGUAGACAAGAUGUCCCGCAUCGUCUUUCCAGUCCUCUUUGCCAUUUUCAACUUAGUCUACUGGGCCACAUAUGUAAACCGGGAGUCAGCUAUCAAGGGAAUGAUCCCCAAACAAUAAAACCGGUCACACAAACCUUCCAUCAGUGAGCACCAUCCAGGCAGGAAUUCUCCAGGGCUUUCUUCUUUCCCUUUUUCUUUAAUUAUUAUUGUUCAUUUGAUAUUAUUAUUAUUAUUAUUAUUAUUACUAUUAGAUCAUUCUUUUAUAAUGUAAACAAAACUGAUUUUAAUUUAAUCCUGUGUACUUCAGUUUCACUUUACUUUGUCUCUGAUGGUGAAAGGGGGGAAAAAAAAAGGAUCAUAACAAGUUGUGCCUCUAACAUUGUGAGUCUAAUGUCCCCCAUUUGUCCAAGUCACCCCGUGCUUCCAUCUCACCUCCUCCACCUCCUGCUGUUUCCAUGGUCUGCAUGCCACUGCCAUUCCACUGUCCACCCUGCUGGGGGCUGCUGCUGUGGUCCACCCCCCUCUUCCUCUUCUGCAGUGGACUGCCCUAGCAUGGUGGGUGCUCCUGGUGGCCUGGGCUCAAGGAUGGGGAGGCCUCCAGAGUCAGUCAGCCAGCCAGCCUGCCCUUCAGUGCCUGAUGCUCUGUGCUCAGUGGCUGUGGAUGCAGGGCGAGCUGGUCCAUUGAGGGAGCAGCGUGGCAUGGGCCAGCUCAUAGCCCAGUGCCUGCUGAGGGCAAACCCACCACUGCCAUGGUCCAUGGAACCACUGCAGGGCUGGAACAGGGUGGCAGCAUCUUAUAGGUAUCUACAGGGCUUCUUCCUCUCUGUCUUCAUCAAAUCCAGCUGCUGGUUCCCUCCAUGUCUCUCCCCAGACAAGAACAGGCAAGAAAAGUCUUGUCCAUCUGCCAUCCUGCACUCUUGGGGCAACUCAUUUUAGAGGGUGGGAUGGUUCCAACCAGAGAAAUAAUUCUUCUCAGGGCCAGUCAGGAAGUCAAGACAGGAGCUUUAUAAUGUCUUGGAGGAGAUAGAAGUUGUGAAGCCACGUGCAUUCAGCAUCAGGACUGGAAGCCAUAGAGUUUGUGUUCAGAUGGGUGGUUUACCACUUUGUCUUGGCCCCAUCCACUUAUCCUUCUUGGCACCUCCUCUGCCCGAGUCCCUUCUUCCAGAUCCCCAUUCAUCUUCCUUUGGCUAUUCAGCACCCCUCAGUCCUAUCUUGUCGUUCAUGGGUAAAUUUAGGAAGAGAAUCCCCUACCUCUUGGGUAAGCCACGCUGACUAGGAGGAGCACAGCCCAGGGAAUUCCAGCUCAUGGAGCAGCAGCAAUGUUGAUCCAGGCCAGCUCAGGUGCAGACUGUCUCCUGUGGGACACACCAGUGGGUCAGGAGACAGUCAGUCCCCAGGUACCUCCCUGUCCCUGGGGAACAGAUGCAGCUGAGCAUCCUCAGCACUAUGGGACAACAGAAGGGGAUCUUUGAAACAGCAGGGUGAUACUUCUGUCCCAGAGAGCCAUGAGAGCCAGCUGCCAUCCCACAAAGCCACUGAGAUCUAAGACCCAACUCUUAACACCUGCACACUCUUCCCAGGAAGGCUCUCCAGUGCCUUGGAAAGAGGGUUUUUUCUCCCUUCCCAGCCACCACAGUCAAGAACCGAAAAGAUGGUGGCGUUCAAGCCAUCUGUCCCCUUUCCCUGGUGCCUGGAGCCAUGGACACACUGUCCUGCUACAAGGAAGGACAUCCAGUGCCUGGUGAGUUCUUGUCCCCAGCACUGAUCCUGCCAUUGGCCCUGCUCCCAGGGUACAAUGCAGCCCCUCUUUGCUGGGCCUCCCUCCGACCAUCUGGCUGCCCCCCCUGAGCUGCCCCCAUGCAUGUUUCAGGUGCACGCAGCCAGGCCAAGGCCCCAGCACCCCCAAGAUGAUGUCUUCAGCAUUGCUUCGAGCCACUGUGCCAAGCUCAGUUUACCCCUGCCUGCACAGAAGCGGGGCUGAGCACAAGGCACAGGAUUUGUCCCACCUGGAAUAUCCAUGGGGAUGGCAGGACAGAGCGGGGAAGGCCAGGACACUUUGUCCUUCAGCGUGAGUGGCAUUUGUGCAUGUCCUGCCCAUCCCUUACCAAUCUUGCUGGCUCAACAGCAGUGCAGUCCUUCCCCCUGCCUAUAGCUGUGGCGAGGAGAGGGGCAAGGAGACAUUUAGCUCAGUCCCUGGUGCAUUCAGUCCAGGACUGCAUCCGCACCAGCAGGCAGCAUCUGGCAAGAGAUGACAACUUCCCCCCCUGUGGGGCGAUGCUGAGGAAACCAGCUCGCUCCCCAUCCUCCCCCACAGCAUCUGCACCCCAAACUGCGCAUGAUAUUUCUACAGUGCCUUUCAUCCCCGAGGGCUCCCCGCUGGGUAACAAGGAAGGGAAAGCCCACCCAGCGUUGGGUUGGAGGAGCAGAGGGAGAGUGCGCUGUCUCCAGCCCUUCCUCUGGGCAGGGGGGGCAUCCCAGCUGCUUUUGCACCUGGGGCACCUUGUUCCUCCUGGCACUGACCUCCUGGUUCUGCUGCAGCCCUCCGGCCCUGACAGCCCGGCCACCCCAGCACUGCCCUGCCGCAGCCCCCUGCCCCUUGGCCACCGAGGCACCCUGCGCUCCCUCCAUGCCAGCAGCAUCCCCUCCAGGAGCCAGUGCCACUGCUGCCGCCCUCCUGCUCCCUGGGCUUUCUGUCGGGGAGUGCUACACUAACUGGCCGUGACGCUAUUUGUUUUGGAAACUACAUGGAUGUCAUUUUCUUAAACAAGCUAUAUGAAGUGUAUCUUAUAAAACAUUCAUGUCACUAUAAUACUCAGGCCAAAGUGAAUGGAAUAGAAACCCUAUAAAAAGCAAAACAAACACAAUAAAAUUGUAACAAAGAGUAUAUUGUGUUUACUAGCAGAAUCACAUUAAAGGCAAGCUUAAAUACUGGAUCCAGUGACUUGAGCUAGCCCUGGUGCAGAGGUGGUCUCCUCUGCUUGCCUGAGCAUUCCCCAAAAUCUCUACCCCAAGGGCCAGCUCCUGUCGCGCAUCACCUUGCUACAUGUUCCUGUGUCUGUUGGUGCCUGCUCCAUAGAACUUUCCAUAAAUUUUCAGGUCUUACCAUCGGCUUCUCAGCAGCCCGAGCACCUGCAGAUGCUGCCUUUGCUGCCCCCCUAGAGCCACCCAGGCUCACUGGGGCAAGGUGAUGCUCAAAGUGCCAGGGCUGGACCUCUCUGUGGUGCCGGGCAUAGCAUUGGGGCAUCAUCUGAGCCUCCUCCCUUCCUGCAGGUGAUCCGAUCUGGCUCAGUUACCUGUCAAGGUGAAUCUCCUGCCUGUUUCUUCCCCUAGUUCUUCCCUCCCUUCGACACUGAGACUCUUGCCCCUCCCUAGGACACAGCCCACCAAUCUGGAUUGCUGGUGACGCCCAUCUGCUGGCUCAUCUUUGCUCUUCCUGGCUCAAAAAACUUUGCUCUCUGCCUGAUAAAAGGCUGCCUUCCUGGAUCUGUGUUAGCACGCCUUGAAAGCCAAGUCUAUUCCCACCAAAGCCUGGCACUCGCUCCAAGUCUUUUUGCCAGCUGGAAGCAGAAAUACCGGCAUCCUUUGGUUAAAGACAACAAACCAAACAGAAUUUGUAGUUUGGCUUCCAAGCAGGGAAGCAUUUCGGGAAGAUAGUUAUAAAUAAGUGGUUUAACAUCUCCUGCCAGCAGACAUCACAGAGAAGAUAAUGUUCUUUUUUUUUUUAAAUCUGUCAGCAGCUCAAAUUGGGACGUUUUCUUCCCAGCUAACCCGAGGUUGCUGAUAGGGGCUUCUUCUAAGGGCACGCUGGGCCAGAGUUAACCUAGCAUCAAUUACUGGGGUUUACUGCUUGCUGUGAUAGCAUCUAAGGGCUCCAUUUUUAUAGUUGGUCCUGUAUAGGAAUAGAUCUGUACGUGGCUAUUGAUAGUCUAAUCCACACUUGUGCACAGAGUGGGCACUUCAUUUCACUGUGAGCCUCAAUACUCUAAUAUUCUUUUUUUCUGGCAAGGUCCAAAGCCUCCCUGCCUUUAUGAGAGUCUCCCAGGAAGAAAUUUGAGGGUGAUAAAAAUGAUCUGUUCAGUCUGCACUCCUGUUUUGUAGCUUGCACCACCUGGGACACACACAGCGCAGUCCAAGCCUGCAGUUGCAUUCCUUCUGAAAAUGUCAGAGGGACAUUUUGGUGCUGGCAGCUUGCCUCUUCCCUCCUCUGAAACCGCACAUGGGCCAAAGCAGUGCGGCUUUCAGGAGCUCUGCGCCCCGGGGAGGCAGAGGAUGGUUCGGCUGAGGUCCUCCAAGCAAGCACGGCAGGCAGCAUGUGGUGGCUGCCAGUGCCAUGUUAGUGCUGUGACAUUUCUGCGGGGGAAUAGGAGAGGGAUGGGGCAGAAGAGGUCCCUCAGUCCCACCCGUUCUUCUAAAGGGCUGAUGGAGUCACCCCCACACAACGUCUCAAAAGCUUCUGGAACGUCACUGAGCAGGACUGUGACACCCGAGGCAGAGCUUCCCAUCUCUCCUCUGUGCACAGAGCUCAACAUAAGCAAAGCUGGCUGUGCCACUCCCUGGGUUUUACAGACAAGUGCUGUGGCCAGCACAGCUCACCCCCAUCCUAAUCCUCGCCAUCACAGUGACACCGGGUCCUACUUUGUUUGCUGUAGGACACCCCUUGUGCAAGCAGACCCUAUGCUUGCUGUUCCCAGACACAAGCCAUGCAUGCACACAAGGUCAGGACCAACCUUUUUUCUGCAAGCCUAUCCUAUGGACAGGUGCAAGUGCGGUCAUUUCUUUUCCGCUGCCUUGAUUUCUUCUGUCCAUAUCUUGUAUUUCUUUCAGCCAUCCCUUGGUGAGGGUUAUAGGGCUGCAUCACAUACGAGGAAGGGGUUUCUCUUGCUCCAAAUCACCUCACAUAGGAAGACCCUCUGUUCUACUCUCUGAGACCUUUAGAAACCUGGAGCAGUUGCCCCCCCGGAGGGUGCUGCAGUAACAGCCUCCUUGCAGUAUUCUUUACAGCUGUUGGAGGAACAGAGCAGUUAAACACACGCUGCUGUUAAAGGAAGGAUCAUGGUCAAAGGCAAGUGGCUACUGAGGACAGGUACUGUGCUCUCCCAGCUUGACAGGGCAUGCCAUGAGUAGGAGAGGACCAGGCAGCUCUCAAUGGGCUCACUUAGGGAACGGUUUGGCAGGGACAUGCUAGUGCCCCCCCACUUCCACAUGCUUGGACCUGGGGGUGGCGGAGAGCCAGCGUGGGGCCGUGGGACUGCACCAUCACAGCAGGCAGCAUCAGGCCAGCCCUCAUUCCAGGCCCUCUUCCCCAAAUUUUAUGUUUGUCUGGGGCCACUAUAACCUACCCAAUUAAAUAAAUGUGUGGAUUUUGCAGAACCGAGAGAAGCAACAUUUCCCUGACUCCUUGGUGGCUGUUGGGGGUGGGGAGAGCUCAGCCAGGGUGAGGGGCACAUUCAUAAAAACAUAAACGCUCUAUUAAUGUCAAAGUAGAGAGAAAGCCCCCUGAACAAUUCAUCAAUCCUCUUUCCAUAUCAAGCUGAACUACUCCUGAAGGCAUUUUUGGCAAGAGGCCACAAUACAAAUGAAAUUGAUGGCUUCCAGGUAUAAAUAUUUACUUUUUGACCUUGUUAUUGUUCAGUCAGCCAAAGGUUUUUACAUAUAUCUAUAUCUAUAUCUAUAUAUAUGCAUGUGUGUGUGUAUCUUUAUGCUCACAAACUCUUUAUAGCUAAAAAUCAAACCUCUCUCUCUUUGAAAGAGAAAAUGGCCAUUUUCAAUUAUUUUACUUCCCCCUCAUUCUCUUUGGUAAAUCUUCUGGAAGGAGGUGCGUCCCUCUCUGCUAGUCUUCAGAUGGCUUUGGGAGGAACAGGGAGCAAAGUGAGCCUCUCUCCAUGCUGGGGUCUCAGUGCAGGCUUGCUGCCUGGACCAAGGACACUGCUGGCAGUGCUGUUUAGCACCUUUCAGGAGAACUUAGUCCCAGAUGUCACAACUUCUCCAACACACCGGGAUGUUCCCAGGAGGGCAUCAUGGCUUUUCAACAGCUGUAUGCCAUAAGCAGUUAGUCCUUAUGCCAGAGCAAAACCAGGGAAUGUGUAGCUGAGCGUUGUAAAGGGGUGUGAGGUAUCUACCUGCUUCAGGAGGGAGCACCAAACCUGAUGGGAUCCAUUCCAGCUUUCCCUAGCCAGGGGAACGCCGCAGGGAGGGGCUGUACUUCAGCCUGGGCUGUUCUGCAAAGCAAAGGGAGGUGCUGGCAGUUGGUCAGUGCUGGCUGCUCAUCCAGGUGGGUCGUGCUAAUGGUGGGAGGCGUCAGCAAAAGCAUAGGCCUUAUCACACCUUAUCUCACCUCAGCACAAGCAGGACCAAAGACAGAUACUGGCCAGCCCAUGAGCAGUGAGGCCGUGGUAAGUGAGCAGUGUGCUGCCCCUAGCAAUGGUACCCAGCAUCAGCUCCUUCCCCUCCCCGCCCCUCCCCUGCCCUCCCCUUCAUCUCCCCCUGUCUUAGGAGAACCAUUUAGGCACCGAUCCUGCAACUGCACUCGUAGCUCCUAUCUUCCCUCCUCUGCUGCUGGAGAAGGGUUCUCGCAGUCAGCGGCAAUUGCUGAUCAGUGUCUUGUGGUGUCCCAGCUAUGAGAAUGAAGGAUGGCACCUCCCAUAAGCAAAGCUGGUUCUCUUUCUAGGUCUAUGCCUGCCUCCCACCACAGGAAUCUGUGCUUCGUUAAAUAGCAGAGAGUCUUAGGCUUGGAUUAGUCCUAACAUUAGGCCUGUCAUCCUUCACCACAGGCUCGUGAAGCUCUAGGACAAAAUACAAUCUUCUAGCCACUCCUUCCUAUUCUGCACUGUCCCCAGUGCCCACCAGUGCAGAUCUCUCUGUACACAGCUUUAAUGAUCCCAUCUGCCUAGGGAGGGAGGCCUGGUCUCAGGUUUGCUACAUGAGCCAGGAUGCUCCCACACUCUUCAAAGGCUCUUGGUUCUUUGCUUCACCACUGCUUGAAAGUCCUGCCAACUUGAUAAGUCCAUUGGCUCAUGUUACACUGCUGUCGGCACUGUGUUUCCCCUGGAAAGUCUGUUGAUUCCUCCUGUCCUUUUGCAGGGCACCCAGCAACCAUAACGACAGUCAUACAUUGAACGAUUCCAUUCUUGCAACGACAAAAAAGUAGGGGCAGAGUUGGGAAACCUGAGUCAUUGCUACAUUGCCUUUUCCAGGCUGUAUUUAGAGUUGAAGGGCUCAUCUCGGUUGUCACAAGGGAGUUUCUCAGCCCACCAAAUCUAGUCAGGUGACCACAAGUAUCCCUUCAUGAACUAGAUUUUCACUGUCGACUGACUUGGGGAUAGCCACAGGCAAAAGUCCUAUCUGAAGGUGAGGGCACCUGCUGCUUCUUUCACUGUAGCACUGGUGCCCAGGGUGGAGAAAGUGGCAUUAGCAUCAGGCUAGGGCAGCCCAUCAUGGGGAAGAGCACACCACAAGUCGCCAGAGAAUACGCUUAUUUUCACUGCCUCAGGUUCAGUCUGUGCCCCGGUAUGUCUUCUGCUUUGUUUUCCAUCUUGUGAGACUCUCUUUACUCCACUAUAAGAAAGAAUCUAGCCAGCAGCAGUUUAAUGCAUGACAAUCCUGUUAUUACAGCUGUAAAUAAUUAACAACUAGGAAAAAAAGCUUUUUUAAAAAAUUUUUUGUUGACUUUCUUUUCUCUCUUGACUAGCUGGUAGCCACUUUCUUAAGGGAUUUCUCACGGAAACUGUGACCUUUCUUCUCUCUAUUUCUCUCUCUUUCUUUCUGAGAUUUGUGUUUCAAAUGCUUUUUGGUGCAAUGUUCAAUGCCUGUUUGUAUUUUUGAAUCGUAUUUUUCAACCUUUGCCGGAAAAAAAAAAAAUUUGCCCAUUCUAAUUGGCAGGAUUUUGAGUCCUGCAAUUUUUUUCAGCUUUUAGCUUUUUCAAUAAGUUAAAGCAACAGAAAAAUGUCUCAAAAAUUACAGUGAAGUUCUGAAGAGAGAUUAGAAAACAUCAGAAACAAGAACUACGUGAAUAAGAUUAGCAAGCUGAGUGGAGGAGGAGGACUCUUCUGACCACCUACUAACCUCGUGAUCUAACACACAAGGCGGGACUAGACCUCUUCACUGAUUUAAAUCACUCUGCUUUUCCACUCUACCCACUCUCUCGAACUCCAAUCAAAACAAAUAAAAAUUCAUAUUUUAAAAAA
Molecule: messenger RNA, 9526 nt
Organism: Athene cunicularia (burrowing owl)
Lineage: Eukaryota; Metazoa; Chordata; Aves; Strigiformes; Strigidae
Gene: GABRA3
Product: gamma-aminobutyric acid type A receptor alpha3 subunit
Exons: 9
Coding region: 40-1461 (473 amino acids)
Biological process (GO): signal transduction; gamma-aminobutyric acid signaling pathway; monoatomic ion transmembrane transport
Cellular component (GO): neuron projection; GABA-A receptor complex; postsynapse
Molecular function (GO): inhibitory extracellular ligand-gated monoatomic ion channel activity; GABA-gated chloride ion channel activity; benzodiazepine receptor activity
Source: RefSeq, a predicted model, not a curated record